GAGUGAGCAGCGCGAGCGCUUCAUUAUAUUCUACCUGCUGCUGAUCACACGCUGAUCAAAUCAUGGGCAAAUCUCAGUCGAGACGCUGCUGCCUGUGCGUACUGGCUUUACUGUGCUCUGUUGCAAUUAUCUGCAUUUGCAUAAUUUUAGCAACCAAACAGAGAUGCGCCUUCACAAACGCUGCUGUUGCUGCGGACUCUCUCAUGUGCUCCGAUAUCGGAAGGGACAUGCUGCUUCAGGGGGGCUCAGCAGUGGACGCAGCCAUCGCAGCGCUGCUCUGCACUGGACUGGUCAACCCACAAAGCAUGGGCUUGGGUGGAGGGGCCAUCUUUACCAUCAUGGACAAAACAGGCAAAGUGAAAAUCAUCAGCUCAAGAGAAACGGUUCCAAAAAAUGUCAGAGCGGAUUUGCUGAAUAAGUGCUCGAAAAAAAUGGCGUUUGAAACAGGAAGUCACUGGAUAGGCGUACCAGGAGAAAUCCGUGGCUAUGAACGGGCUCAUCAAUUGUAUGGAAAGCUGCCCUGGGCCAAACUGUUCGAGCCCUCCAUCAAGAUUGCACGAGAGGGAUUUCCCAUGCCAGUCUUCCUCUGUCGAUUCUUGCAAAUGAUUAACCGGACAACUUUUAGAGAACAGCUCAUUUUUGGGUCUGGACUCUGUGAACUGUUCUGCCACAAGAACAAGACAUUUUUUGGCCCAGGGGACAUCCUGAAGUUUCCCCGGCUUGCCGAAACAAUGGAAACUAUUGCCAAAGAAGGAGCCGAUGCCUUUUACACUGGAAAAAUCGGCAAGGAUUUAAUACAGGAUGUACAAGCGAGAAAUGGAACAUUAUCAUUAGAAGAUCUGAGCACUUUUAAGGUCAGAGAGAGUGAUGCGUGGACAGUCCAAAUAGGAGACUAUAAGAUGCACUUCCCUCCUCCACCAGCAGGGGGAGCGAUACUCAGCUUUAUCCUGAAACUAAUGCAUGAGUUCGGGCUCUCUCAAGCCUCCAACCAUGGAGACCAGAAAACCUUGACUUUGCAUCGCUUCCUAGAGGCGGUUAAGUUUGCAAAUGGACAGAAGCGUAACCUCAAAGACCCCCUCUUCAACCCCAAUAUGACGCACAUCACAGAUGAGAAGUUCAUCCAGCUUAUCAGGGCUCUGAUCACUGACGGCCACACACACAACCUCUCUUACUAUAACAUCGCCCCAUCAGUCGACCACUUUGGCACCACACAUGUUUCAGUGAUGGCAGCAGAUGGCACUGCUGUUUCAGUCACCAGCACCAUCAACCACAUGUUUGGGUCAGCUGUUUACUCUCCUAAAACGGGUGUCAUCCUCAACAACGAGCUUGCUGACUUCUGCGGCCGAGCAGAUAACAUCAAUCCAGGCGAACAGCCUCCCUCCUCGAUGGCUCCUACCAUCCUGCAGUCCGUGUCCCAGCAGAAGACUCUGGUGAUUGGUGGAUCAGGAGGAAGUAUGAUCACCGCAGCCAUGGCCCUGUCCAUUAUGAACCACUUGUGGUUUGGGAUGAACCUUGACGAAUCUAUCGCUGCUAAAAUAGUAUUUGUGGACGCCAAUAAUAACCUCAACUUUGAGAAAGGAUUCAACGAAUCCCUUAUUAAGGCAAUGAAGGCGUUCGGACACAAAGUAGAGGACAACCCAUACUUUUUCAAUGUGGUCAAUGGCAUAUCGAAAGAAGGACAGUGCAUCAGUGCCGUAUCUGACGCCAGGAAGAACGGCAGGUCGGCGGGAUACUGACCCUGCUUCUGUUUGUGCCGUCAGCUGUUGGAGAUGUGGUGAUUCAUCAGGUUCGGGAGGAAGUGAGGGUGGAAGCAAAGGGUCAGCGCUUCCUUUCAGCGACGCCUGUACACACCAUAAAUUCAAACACGGAGUGAUUGUGCACUGGGGUGUACUUUGUUUCCGUACAUGUCCACUUUUUUUGGUCUCUUACAAAAGAGAAUUACUGUAAGAAUUGGGUGCAAAUUAAUGUCUUUGACCGGGGCUAGUUGUCACGUGGAGGAAGUUGAUCACAAGUGCAAUGUCUCAGAAAACACACUGGGAUACAUUCAUUAACUAUUUAAUAUAGGUCACAUCACCCUGGUUCCCUUGAAAAUAAACCCAAUAGGAUUUUUCCCAUUGGGUUUUGGAUUAUUGCAGAAAAUAACCUCUGUGACCAAACCAAAUUAUGAUUCUUCCCCAUUCUGUUCAUCAUGACAAUCUUUACAAAUUAACAACUUUUAUGAAAUUUUCAGCUCAAAUACUACUAGGAUUUGUAGUAUUUACUUUUUAGUAGUAAAAAGCUAAACAUUGGCUAUAAAGGAACUACAUUACAGUUGCAUGACUGUACCACAAUUAAGCUUCCAACAGCUCUUUCAGUCUUUGUAUACAAUUAUUUUUUCCUGAAAGCACACAGAGGCUGUAAUUUAUAAACACAAAAGGCUGUAAAAGCAGAUUAGUGCUUUAGUGCAGAUUAGAUGAGCUUACCUGUUCGCUGUGACGACUUUUAUCGUCUCCAACAACCUCUCCCGUUUAGCCACUUACAGCAACACACUACACACAAGGAGGUAUUACUGAUGUACAACCCCAUUUACACAAAAGUAUUGUAAAAUGCAAUAACAUUCACAAUCUGUGAUUUGAACCUUUUUUUUAUCUGACAAGGGUACAAAGAAAAUGAUUCCAAUGUUUCUACUGAACAACAUAAUCGUAUUUUAUAUGAUGGCUUCAACACACUACAAAAAAGUUGGGACAGAGAGCAGAGGCCAAAUAAAAGUGAAAGGAUUAUCCAAAUUAGAUUAUCCAACUCUUUUGGAAACAGUCCACAAUAAGUUGGUGAGUUGGUAAUAGGUGAGGGUAUCGUGUUUGGGUGUAAAAGGAGCUUCUCAGUCUUUGCAAGCAAAGAUGGGUCAUUUUGACCCAAAUAUGCCAAAUGUCAUGAGAGAAUUGUCAAACAAUUCAAAUAUCACAUUUCUCAAUGCAAGAUUACAUCGAAUUGAUGCCUUUCACCUUCUACCUUAUAAUAUUGUAAAAAGAUUCUGGGAAUCCAGAGAAGACUUGGUUUGUGCAAGUUGCUCAGUGAAAACAUUAUAGUUUCUUUGUACAUUUUUCAGUUAAAUAAAGGUUCAAGAGAAAUCACAGAUUCUUGAUUUUAUUGCAUUUUUCAAAAUGUCCCAACUAUUCUGGAAAUAUGGUUGUAUUUUGUUGUAGAAUAACUAUCUUAAGCUUGUUUUAAGCACAGAGACCUUAUUUCAGUCAUUUAACCAACAGCCCGUUAAAAAAAAUCCAUUGACUUUGGGACGAUGGAGCUGGAAGUUCUAAAAUGCAACUUGUUUCCAUGGCCUACAAAAAAAUAUAUCAUCCCUGUUAGACUCUUUUUGUUGUCUAAAAUAUGUGUGAUAUUUUCGUAUAUGAUACCUUUUAUAUUUACCUUUUUACGGAUUAUAAUUUUUUUUGUUUUGUGACGAUCUACUUUGAUUUUCCUGGCCAGUAAUAUGGAAAUCUUCAGUGUUUUUUUUAUUUAUUUUUUUUAGCUAUUUAGCUUUUAGCUAUUCAGUAUGUCUAUAUAGAAACUGACAUCUAUGCUGAGAAAUAUUGACUAGAGUGAAUGUGACAACUUUUUCAGAUUUUGUACAAAAUAAGCACUUAUUCAGUACUGUUUCCUGUGAGAGCUAAUAGCCAUUAACUUGAGGUAAAUGUUUCUAAAUAGCGUUCACAUAUAUAAUUUACUGAAUCUAUUACUCUGCUUUUAAGGUUGUUAUUAAUGUCGGGGAAACUGUUUUUUAAGAGAAUCGAAAUGUGAAUGUGACACUGCAAUUGCAUUUACUGUUUUAUUUCCUGUGAAUGUUCUAGUUUUCAUAUGCACUUUUGUAUUUUUAUAAACAUAUUUUAAUGUUUUAGUAGCAUAUAUUUGUUGAACUUCAAUCAUAAAUACUUUUUAUGCAUUUUAUGCUAUUUUAAUACUGUUUAUGUGACCUAUUCAAGGACAGAAGUUUAUGGAUAUUCAACAUAACAUGUCCCAUGAUGCACCAGCAGCAGACUAGAGUAUGACAUAAAAUAUCCUAACUGAAUCGCAUUUAAGUGCAUUUUACAUGUUUUUGCAUGAUAUAGUACGUCAAAAAUAAAUUGUUUCUAAUAUUUUUAAAUGA
Messenger RNA from Pimephales promelas (fathead minnow), 4120 nucleotides. It is a transcript of the gene ggt5b, whose product is annotated as gamma-glutamyltransferase 5b. Gene Ontology annotation, molecular function: glutathione gamma-glutamate hydrolase; leukotriene-C(4) hydrolase activity. The record is from RefSeq and is a predicted model, not a curated record. Gene Ontology annotation, cellular component: plasma membrane. Gene Ontology annotation, biological process: leukotriene D4 biosynthetic process; glutathione catabolic process; inflammatory response. Lineage: Eukaryota; Metazoa; Chordata; Actinopteri; Cypriniformes; Leuciscidae.